Messenger RNA from Brienomyrus brachyistius, 2468 nucleotides. RefSeq names its product claudin domain-containing protein 1-like. Gene Ontology annotation, cellular component: membrane. Bases 509 to 1207 code for a protein of 232 amino acids. NCBI's taxonomy places the organism in Eukaryota, Metazoa, Chordata, Actinopteri, Osteoglossiformes, Mormyridae. The transcript is spliced from 6 exons. The record is from RefSeq and is a predicted model, not a curated record.
UUCCGGUUAUGAAAGGCAUAUUUCCGUUGCUAGCUGAUGGCGUAUUUUGUAUGCGCCCGAGAUCCAGAAAAGGAAACCGCUGGCUCUACGUUCGACAGUGUAUAAAUAUAAAAGGGCAGUGCCGUCACCCUGGGCGGCUGCCGGUCCGGCCCGCCGAGUCAAGCUGUCACGUCCCUGCAACUUGUAUUAGCCUGAAUGGCAAGAGGCAUGAAGGAGGCGUGAAAUGUGAGCAGAGUGAAUCCACAGCUUGGCCCAGGACCUGAUCAGAACUGGAAUGGACAAUCAGUGAAGUUCAAGCAGCAAUAGGAGACAUAAAUGCAUUUGUCAAAAUUGCAUGUGUAACAUCGAUUGUAGAAAACCAUCUCGUGUCUGUGUUUUCUAGCUAUACUUAAUUUAAAAGUUCCGAUAGUACUGUUUUUGAACAGUCAUACACGUUCAGCUGCCGUCAGUAUUUCCAUGGUGUAGCUAAAUAGUGAGUCAGAGGUUCCCGCAGUACUCACAUUUUGCCAUGAUGGUGGACAACCGUUAUGCCACGGCCCUGGUCAUCGGGUCGGUCCUGAGCCUCCUGGCCACUGUAUACUUGUCAGUGGCAGUUGGCACACCGUAUUGGUACCAGUACAGUAGUCCACAGAAUAACAGUGGGGAAAUGCCUUCACAUGAUGUGGAUUCUGAGAAGACCUUCAUGGAGAAGCUGUAUCAAUCUAGUGGAACAUUGGGCCUCUGGUGGUACUGCAUCCAGGGGCCGGGCAGCACAGGGUCCUGCAGGAGUUACACACUCCAACAGCAGCUGUCCUCCAAGUACACCAACCCGGUCAGCGCACCCUCUGAGGAGGACCUUCUCCGCACCUACUUGUGGCGGUGUCAGUUUGUGUUGCCGUUGGUGUCCCUCGGCUUGGUGUCCUUGGCGGCGCUGAUUGGCCUCUGCUCCUGCCUGUGCCGCAGCCUCACCCCAACACUUUUUGUAGGAGUGCUCCACCUUCUGGCGGGCCUGUGCUCUCUGGCAGCCACCUGCUGCUUCCUGGUCGGCUUGCGGCUGCUCCACAGGCUCCUGGUUGUACCCGAGGAGGUGGAGGGCUCCCUGGGCUGGUCGCUGUACCUGGCUCUGGCCUCCUCGCCGCUACACAUGAUGGCUGGCGCCCUGCUGAUGUGGGCAUCCGGCAGCCACCGGAAGAACUACCGCCGCAUGACCGCCUACCGCGUCGCAUAAUGGCGCCGUUCCAACUGUCCCUGACAUCCCCCUUUGACACCAGCUGUGUGUUCAGCAGAGGUGGAAAUCUCAGGUCCAGAAAGUAAAAAUCCAGACCAGGAUUUUGUUUCAACCAACCAAUUGAGCAUAAAGAGACACAGUCACAGAGUACUCAACUGGUUGGUUGAAAGAAAAUCCUGGUCUGGAUUUUUACUUUCUGGACCUGAGAUUUCAACCACUGGUGUUCAGUCACUUGACGCGAAACAGCGGCUGCCGGAGGACGAGCAGGUCUUCAAGCAGACUCGCAACAUUACUGAUGUUACUCCUAAGGGGAAGGUGGACAAACUUAUCUGACUUUUUCAGAUCUCAUACUAACUGUUCGUUAGUUUCACGCUAACUUCUCCUGCUAAUAUGUAGCUUUAACGGAAGAGUGGCUCUCACUCCACACUCCCUGCAGGGCAGCUCUUCUUGGCCAAUGGAACUGUUACACAACCUUAUGUAUUCCAUUCGUGCUUUAUCUUAAGUUAGACGUGUUAGUCUUGCUAUUUAUUGGGAUAUUUUCCAAAAGGCAAAAUAAGUACAUAACUAUCAUUGUUUUUAUGCAUGAAAUUAUUUUCAGUCCUGUUGCUAACUGACAUUCGAAUUGACUGUGAACUCUUCUUAAUCACCUUUUAAUCAUUUCCUUCAUUUUAACGUCCUGCUUUAAUAUGCGUAUUUGUGGCGGCGAUGCGCUUGGAGUGCGACCUCGAACGUCGUCCCUGUUCUCGGCCUGUCAGUGGAAACUCGGAGAGGAUACCGGGUCAGACUAGAGUGCUUCUGAUUGCUGAAGCCCUCGUAUGCGAAGCCCCGAGUGCUCUCCCUCUGUUUCUGCCAUAUCUGUCCCUAACCUGUGUAUCAGAUCAGCCAAGAUCUCUGCUAUACUUUUUAAACCACUAUGCAGAAGUAGACAUUGAACAUGCCAGCCACAUACCUGAGACUGGGCACCUGCCAAACGCCCAGCCUCACCCUGUCUCUGCCUUACUGCCCUUCAUCUGGUUUAAAUGUUUUAUUUGCAGGGUCAACUGAAAUGAACCAGUUCUUCCUUUUUAAGGAGUUUUCCACCUUGGCUCUGCAGGUUUGAUUUCAGGAAGCCGCGCACUGUUAUCCAUGAAUCCUGUGCUCUAGUCCUCACCGCUUGCCUCUGUUGCUGUGUUUUAAGCUUUGGGGGUUCCGAACUCCCUGUGUUCAUGCUCAGCGCGUUUCUGUGUGUUUUUUAACUACUAAUACACGAGUUUUACUCUAA